Messenger RNA from Notothenia coriiceps (black rockcod), 1893 nucleotides. It is a transcript of the gene and3, whose product is annotated as actinodin3. The transcript is spliced from 6 exons. The record is from RefSeq and is a predicted model, not a curated record. NCBI's taxonomy places the organism in Eukaryota, Metazoa, Chordata, Actinopteri, Perciformes, Nototheniidae. Bases 673 to 1608 code for a protein of 311 amino acids.
ACUAAAACAGCUGACAGACAAGUUGACUGGCCACACAGGUUGUGCAGCUCAACUGUCAAACACUGGCUUACUGGACGCUUUCGCCUCUGGCAAAAAUCCUUAAAAUCAAUAUGCUAAGUAAACCCAGAUAGCAAUAUUAGCUAACGUUAAACGUCUUGUUAAGGUUUCUGCUUACUUACUUGUGUACGCUUUAGUCCGGAAUGCUGCUAGCAGGAGUGGGCUGCUUCCUAGACUCCUACUGCCAGCAGGCUAGCUAGCUAACUGCAAGAAAGCUAGCUGACGCGGCUAUCUACCGUCGAAUGCUAGCUAGCAAGCUAGCUGUUAAGCUGAUUCGACUGUGAGCUAACUUUAGCCGUUAGCUCGCCGGUUAGCUGACCCCAGCAACAACGGGAAGUACGAUAAAUCUGUCAAUUCAACGCCCCGGAACUCGCUGUGUUGCAGGCAAAAACUGGAUCUAACGUUACCGGUGGGACAGACAAGUUAUCAGCAGUGACAGCUUGCACUACAACGCUGACAGGUCAACAACCCAGGAACUUCUUCUUUGCUUCAGAAACGGCAUGAGGGUGGAGUUAGGCUAACUUGCAGCUCAGUGGCCAAUGGAAAGGCCCCAGUAUUAAGAGCAGUACUUAUGAACAGUUAUGUUGUGCAGCACAUGAGAACUGGACUGGGGAGAUGCACCAUCAGAUGCUGAGGAUGAUUUCCCAGGUGUCCUCGUUGAGGGCCCUAUGCUACGUGUUGUUAAUGCCAGGUUUGCUAGAAGCAACAUCUCUGAUGAAAUUAAAGAACCCUGGAGGUAAUGUUAACAUUGACUCUGCCCAGGCACAUGAUUUCCUGACUAACUCUCGCCCAAAGAGGAACGUUGAGCCAAAGUGGUACAAAGGCACUCCUGAUUUCCAGUCCUACUACCGCUUCUACAACAGCAUUGGACACACUGAAGGACUGUAUGAGAUCGACAGGAUCCGGAUGCUGUAUCAGCAGAUGCGUCACUUGGAGCUGACCUACGGCCCAGAUGCCUCCAGUUACCAAAGUGUCAUGGGUGUGCUGACCACCACCGCACCACAAACUACUACCACUCUGCCUCCCCUACCCACCACUACCCCUGGUCCAACACCAGACCCUCUGGAGAAUGCUCCGACGAUCUAUCUGUGUAACCCCAAAGACUCCCUGUGCAAUCCUGCGAUCGUCUACCUGCCAACGGGAGCUGUUCCAGUACUGUGCGACCCACGAGCUAACCCCGACUGCAGGCCCAUAACAGUGGCAGAGAUAAAAGCUGUUGUUCCUGCCAAACCACCCCCACCUCCCCCAACUCCGAAAAAGGUUGUCCCGCCUCCCCCUACUCCUGAGGUCACUGUUAAAGGUAUGGAGUAUGACUGCGAUCCGUACUGGGACCCUGACUGUCUCAUCGAUCAUCCUCCCCGCCCGAUCCAGGAAACAGCCGCAGCGGCACCUGUUGAAGAGAAAGCAGAGACAAAGGAGGAAGCUAAAGUCGAGGAACCCAUCCCUGAAGCUCCAGCCACCGAGGAAGCCCCUGCUUUUGACCCCUAUGAUUUCAAGCGUGACCUUUAUGACCCAUUCCUGUAUGCCGAACCAGCUCCCGAACCAGAGUAAAAACAAAACGCUUAAGAUAUGAUAGUUUUCUAUCCAGGGUACAAAAUUAAAUCGCCAAACCAAACCAAACCAAGGCAAGACUGUGAGCAAAUCCAAAACAAAUAUAUGUGGAUAAAAAGGGUUGAGUUCAAAUCAUGCAAAUAAUACAAUUUCACAGGACUGAUGUGUAAAAUAUUAUUGAACAGUAUGUUAAUAAGUGCAUUUUUCUACAUACUGUUUAACCCAUACAAUGGUUAAUUUGUAUGGGUGUUCAUGAAAUAUGCACAAAAUGCUUUUGUAUGGAAA